AUGGCUCAGUGGUUAGAGCUCGAAUUUACUGACCGGAAGGUCCGUGGUUCGAACUCGGCCUCUGCCUCUCGACUUACCCUGUCUAGUAAAAAUCAUCCAGUUGUAACACCCUUUCGGUGCCUAGCUGCUAUACCACUCGAAGGAGGCAUGAAGGCUGGGAUACUGCCAGGUUGCCCAAGCCUAGAUAGAGGAAGUCGAGUUCGAACCACGGACCUUUGGGUCAGUGAAUUCUCGCUCCAACCAUUGAGCCAUUUCGCUAGUCCUAGAGACAGCUGGCGGAUGCAGCAAGUAACAGCUUUAAGUGAACUCAUCACACACUGCGUGGUCAAGCAAUGGCAUGUGCGUGUGGAGUUGAAACCACUUUUCUCCAAGCCAUCUGGUGGUACACGAGAUUUUGAACGUUUGAGCAUUGGUCUCGGAGGACGACUGCCAUCGACGACUAGAAAUAAUUAA
Opisthorchis viverrini is the source of this 453-nucleotide messenger RNA. RefSeq lists its product as hypothetical. The transcript has 3 exons. The record is from RefSeq and is a predicted model, not a curated record. Lineage: Eukaryota; Metazoa; Platyhelminthes; Trematoda; Opisthorchiida; Opisthorchiidae. The coding region runs from base 1 to 453 and encodes 150 amino acids.